Arachis stenosperma is the source of this 714-nucleotide messenger RNA. RefSeq lists its product as uncharacterized. The transcript is spliced from 4 exons. NCBI's taxonomy places the organism in Eukaryota, Viridiplantae, Streptophyta, Magnoliopsida, Fabales, Fabaceae. The record is from RefSeq and is a predicted model, not a curated record. Bases 1 to 714 code for a protein of 237 amino acids.
AUGUCGCUUUCUCAUCUUGCAAAGGAUAUGGACAAAAACACAAGGUACUUCCAUAAUAUAGCUUCAGCAAGGAGGAGGAACAACAGGGUUGAUGCGCUGGAGGAGUCUCCUAUUGCGGGUUUUAGGGAUGGUCUGGUGGAUAUGAUAGCUGAAGAGGAUGCUGCGACCUUAGAGGAGGAUGAGAUCAGUUAUGCUAGGCCUGGUUGGAGAACUCAGAGUGCGUUCGUCAAGGGUUGGAAAAUACAUGACGGGGCGCUUAUAGCAUGUGAAACUGUACAGUGGCUUAAAUUAAGGAAAAAGCCGGCGGCCAUAAUCAAACUGGACUUUCAAAAGGCAUAUGAUAGGGUCAAGUGGAGUUGUAGACAUCGUCCUGCAGAAGAUGGGCUUUGGGUGAAGGUGGAGGGAAUGGGAAUGAUUGGAGAGGCAGUUAGAAACGGCAAGAUAACUCCUUUAUUCGUCGGGAGAGACAAUAUUGAAUUGUCAUAUCUUCAAUUUGCUGAUGACACUGUGCUGUUCUAUCUGUCAGAGGAAGAGACCAUUAAGAAUUACAUGAGGCUUCUACGAUGCUUUGAGUUGAUGUUGGGUUUAAGUAUCAACUUUGACAAGUCCAGUUUGAUCCCAAUCAAUUGUGAACAACAGCGGGUUCGGAGUAUGUGCAGUUUGCUGGGGUGCAAGGAAGCUAACCUUUUGCUAGAUACCUUGGAAUCCCUUUAG